CGCGAAUUGUCAUUGUCUUUGGAUCUUAUCUGUUAUUUAGUGUAUUUCAGAGCACGUGCAGUUCUUUUUAAAAAACCUUUCAAGUCUGGACAUACAGGCUGACUUUGUUACAUUUGUUUCUUUUCUUGAAAUACGCAGAACUGGUUGCACUUGUUUUUGAGAUGUGCUGAAUUUGACAGAAUGGAGGAUUUCUGGACCAAGUGGAAAUCUAAAAGUUGGUUUUAAUUGGUUGCCCACAGGAUUGACUUGGCCUCUACUUCUUGUUAAGAAAAUACAUCUCUUGUUUUAUCAGGUGUUUGUGCUUUCAGCGCAGCAUGGCUGUGGUCAUCCGUUUGCAAGGUCUCCCAAUUGUGGCGGGGACCAUGGACAUUCGCCACUUCUUCUCUGGAUUGACCAUCCCUGAUGGGGGCGUGCAUAUUGUAGGGGGUGAACUGGGUGAGGCUUUCAUCGUUUUUGCCACUGAUGAAGAUGCAAGGCUUGGUAUGAUGCGCACAGGUGGUACAAUUAAAGGGUCAAAAGUAACACUAUUGUUGAGUAGUAAAACGGAAAUGCAGAAUAUGAUUGAACUGAGUCGUAGGCGUUUUGAAACUGCCAACUUAGAUAUACCACCAGCAAACUCUAGUAGAUCAGGACCGCCUCCUAGCUCAGGAAUGAGUGGCAGGGUAAACUUACCUACAACAGUACCCAACUUUAAUAAUCCUUCACCCACUGUAGUUACUGCUGCUACUUCUGUUCAUGAAAGCAACAAAAAUAUACAGACAUUUUCCACAGCCAGCAUAGGAACGGCUCCUCCAAAUAUGGGGGCCUCCUUUGGGAGCCCAACGUUUAGCUCAACUAUACCAAGCACAGCCUCUCCAAUGAACACAGUCCCACCACCACCAAUUCCUCCAAUCCCAGCGAUGCCAUCUAUGCCACCAAUGCCGUCUAUUCCCCCAAUACCCGUUCCUCCUCCAGUACCUACAUUGCCUCCUGUGCCUCCUGUGCCCCCAAUGCCCCCAGUACCUUCUGUGCCACCCAUGACCCCAUUGCCACCCAUGUCAGGUAUGCCACCCUUGAACCCUCCACCUGUGGCACCACUACCUGCUGGAAUGAAUGGCUCUGGAGCACCUAUGAAUCUGAACAAUAACCUGAACCCUGUGUUUCUGGGUCCAUUGAAUCCUGUUAAUCCUAUCCAGAUGAACUCUCAAAGCGGAGUGAAACCACUUCCCAUCAAUCCUGAUGAUCUUUAUGUUAGUGUACAUGGAAUGCCCUUUUCUGCAAUGGAAAAUGAUGUCAGAGAUUUUUUCCAUGGGCUCCGUGUUGAUGCAGUGCACUUGUUGAAAGAUCAUGUGGGUCGAAAUAAUGGGAAUGGAUUGGUUAAGUUCCUCUCCCCUCAAGAUACCUUUGAAGCUUUGAAAAGAAACAGAAUGCUGAUGAUUCAACGUUAUGUGGAAGUUAGCCCUGCCACAGAGAGACAGUGGGUAGCUGCUGGAGGCCAUAUCACUUUUAAGCAAAGUAUGGGACCUUCUGGACAAACCCAUCCCCCUCCUCAGACACUUCCCAGAUCAAAAUCGCCCAGUGGGCAGAAAAGAUCAAGGUCAAGAUCACCACAUGAGGCUGGUUUUUGUGUUUAUUUGAAAGGGUUACCAUUUGAAGCAGAAAACAAGCAUGUCAUUGAUUUUUUUAAGAAGUUGGAUAUUGUGGAAGAUAGUAUUUAUAUUGCUUAUGGACCCAAUGGGAAAGCAACUGGUGAAGGCUUCGUAGAGUUCAGGAAUGAGGCUGACUAUAAGGCUGCUCUAUGUCGACAUAAACAAUAUAUGGGCAGUCGUUUUAUUCAAGUUCAUCCAAUAACUAAGAAGGGCAUGCUAGAAAAGAUAGAUAUGAUUCGAAAAAGACUGCAAAACUUCAGCUAUGACCAGAGGGAAAUGAUGUUGAAUCCAGAGGGGGAUGUCAGUUCUGCCAAAGUCUGUGCCCACAUUACAAAUAUUCCAUUCAGCAUUACCAAGAUGGAUGUUCUUCAGUUCCUAGAAGGAAUUCCUGUGGAUGAAAAUGCUGUUCAUGUUCUUGUUGAUAACAAUGGGCAAGGUCUAGGACAGGCAUUGGUUCAGUUUAAAAAUGAAGAUGAUGCACGUAAGUCUGAACGCUUACACCGUAAAAAACUUAAUGGGAGAGAAGCUUUUGUUCAUGUAGUUACUCUAGAAGAUAUGAGAGAGAUUGAGAAAAAUCCCCCUGCUCAAGGCAAAAAGGGGUUAAAGAUGCCUGUGCCAGGUAAUCCUGCAGUUCCAGGAGUGCCCAAUGCAGGAGUGCCCGGUGCAGGAGUGCCUGGUGCAGGAGUGCCCAGUGCAGGAGUGCCCGGUUCUGGAGUGCCCAGUGCAGGAGUGCCCGGGGCAGGAGUGCCUGGGGCAGGAAUGCCCGGCGCUGGAGUGCCUGGCGCUGUGAUGCCUGGAGCUGCCAUGCCCGGCCCCGCCAUGCCUGGUGCUACCAUGCCCGGUGCUGUGUUGCCCGGUGCUGCGAUGUCUGGUGCUGGGAUACCUGGCCCGGGGAUGCCCGGCCCGGGGAUGCCUGGUGUGGGGAUACCUGGUGCAGGGAUUCCUGGUGCAGGAGGUGAAGAGCAUGCCUUCCUGACCGUAGGGUCUAAGGAAGCCAAUAAUGGGCCUCCAUUUAACUUUCCUGGUAAUUUUGGUGGGUCAAAUGCCUUUGGACCACCACUCCCUCCUCCAGGAUUAGGAGGGGCCUUUGGUGAUGUUAGGCCUGGUAUGCCUUCCGUUGGAAAUAGUGGUUUGCCGGGUUUAGGACUGGAUGUUCCAAGUUUUGGUGGUGGACCAAAUAAUAUAAGUGGGCCAGGAUUUGGAGGGGGCCCUCAGAAUUUUGGAAAUGGUCCUGGUGGCUUAGGUGGCCCUCCUGGCUUUGGAACUGGCCCUCCUGGUCUUGGGAGUGCCCCUGGGCAUUUGAGUGGACCACCAGCCUUUGGGCCUGGGCCUGGCCCUGGGCCAAUCCAUAUUGGUGGUCCCCCUGGCUUUGGAUCUAGUUCUGGAAAACCAGGACCAACUGUAAUUAAAGUGCAGAAUAUGCCCUUCACUGUGUCUAUUGAUGAGAUUCUAGAUUUCUUUUAUGGUUAUCAAGUGAUCCCAGGCUCAGUAUGUUUAAAAUACAACGAAAAAGGUAUGCCCACAGGUGAAGCCAUGGUGGCCUUCGAAUCUCGUGAUGAAGCCACAGCUGCUGUCUUUGAUUUAAAUGACAGACCUAUUGGCUCAAGGAAAGUAAAACUUGUAUUAGGAUAGCUGUUCACAUCAGUUCUUUAUAGGGUAGCUUCAUAGUGCUGUGAUUAAAUGCAUCCAGAUUGUUUCCUAGUAUUUCCAGGUUAGAACCUGUGGAUUGACUCAAUUGCAUAUAGAUUGGUUUUCAUAACAUAGAGCAUUGGUUGACAGAAGACUCAUUCAUUAUAGGGAUAAACAUUGCUGUAUGUUACAGUAAAACUAUCUGGAGGGAACACAAAAAUGAUUUUGGUAUACCAUUAGAGAAACCAUUUGUAAAACUCAAAUGACCAUAUAACGCAUAUCAAGGAAUCUAGAUUGGUUUUGUUUUAUACCGAUGAGGUGAAGAAAAUAGAAAUGUCAGUAAGAGCUCCUAAGAGUGCUCUUGCCAGCUGCUGAAAAAUAGAAGUUGGCUACUAUUGGAAUUUGGUUUCAAGCUGGACGGAUUUGCUUUGUUAUAGGGUCAAAGCUUUGUCUAAAGUCCUUAUUUUCUUUUCAAAUUAAAUAAAAUCUCUGUAUUCAGAUUCACUGUAUGUACCUUUAUUGCUUCUUGAGGGUUCUUGCUGUACAGACAGUCAUGCUUCUGAAGUUGCUGCUUUGUUUGCCUAAUUGACUCAUUUGUAAAUGAGCAGACUGUUUUGUUGUUUUAAUAUAAAACUCCCGGUAUUUGGUUUGUGCUAUGACCUUGAAUUUUUGUUUCUAAUGUCACACUUAUAACUGUGUGAAAAUACUCUUGCCACAAAAAUAAAAUAUGUAGUCCUCUACCUAUCAGAGCCUUUUGGUUUGACCGCCAAGUUUUAGUUUAGUCAGUUAAAAAAAAAUUUUUUUUUUUGAAUGGCAUCAAAACCCAGAAACCACUUUUUAAUAAUCACUGUUUACAACUUUAUUUGAAGUUCUGUCCAUGGUAGAUUGAUGUUCUGGCAGUCACCUUUUGUCCCAAAUUUAUGUGAAAUUUUGACCUGUAACUAAACAGAGCCCAUUCAUAAGAAAGAGCAUUAUUAUUAUAUCUUGAGUUUUAAAGUUAAAACUUAGUUCUGUUAGCAGAAAUUACAGAAUAAAAGGAUCCAUAAGCUGAUCUGUAGAUUGAAAAGCAUUCCUGUUACUUGGAGGCUUUUUGGUCUGGUUGUUUGAUCAGUAGCCUGUUUACAAAAGAUAUUCAUAUAGAGAACAAGUAUAGCUGCAGAUAGGAGAGAGUUGAUUCUCCUUGCCCUUUCACACUCUUCUUUGGCACUCAGGACACUAAGCCAGAAGGACCUGUUUGGGGGUGGAGAAUUCUGGUUGGUAAGUGUCCUGUCAUGAAAACAAUUGUCUUCUAAGUCCUUGCUGCUAUAAAGGGCUCUGCUUAAGAUCACUUACUAGUUAAAAUGCUCGAAAGAUAUGUUACAAUAUAAACAUGGAGUGGGAAAUUGGAGAGUGAUCAUGAAAAACAAAUUUUAUCUUUCACAUGGGUCUCUGUCUUGGUUUGAAACAUACCCAACAUUUCCUACAAAUCAGUGAACUUACAAAGGGGACGUCCUCUUGAACGAAUACUCGCUAUAUUUGAAAAAAUCUAGUGCCUUUUGGGUGUUGCAAGUCGUGGGAUACUGAAGUAGAAUGGCAUUAGAAUUAAGAGUGGCAACAGUUUCAUUUGUGUGGUAAGAUUUGGAAAGCCUUUUAUCACUAAAAUCUUAGAGUACUGAUAGCACAGGAUAUUUUGUUUAAGGAAGAGUGUUUUCGGCUUUCAAAGAAGACAAGGCUGUGUUGUAGAUCUUUUGAUAAUUCACAAAUGCUUGCUUUGACAGAUCAUAGAUAAUGCCUCCUCAACUAAAAAAGCAAUAUGAUGUUUGUAUAUGCUGUUCAUUAUAAGUGUUCUGUUAAGUAAUCAUUUUUCAUUCCAAAGACAAGAGUACAGAAACUUCAGCACUGCUUGGGAGUCUUUAUUUCGACUGCAGAUUUAAUUUUUCCCAUUGGAAAGCUAUUUUCAUUUUAGAAAAAUGGGUUGAAACUCAGUCUUUUCACAAUUUAUUUUGGUUAUACGUUCGUUCGUACAUUCAAAUUAAAUAUUUCAUAGUUUAUUAAAACUACUUUGUUAUUUCUACCACAUCUUAGAAAAAUAAUGAAAAGGAAAAGUUGGUUUUAUUGUUCAUCAGAUUAAAUAAAAAACAGUGGAUUGUGUAGAAUUUGGAGAGAACUAUGUUUCAUAUUUGGUUGAAUCACAACAGUGUUUUUCUUGUUGUGAAAUGUAAUUAAAUGCUUUGCCCUCUGGAACUUGAUUUUGUAUCUGAGACUUAUUAACAGUGGUAACUGCUAACUAUACUGUUCACCCUGUUUUGGGCAUUGGAGUUAAAAAUUUUUCAAUAUGUUCUGUGAAAUAUACCUCUGCAGAUUUUCUCAAGAAACUAGAUUUGGUUGAAAAUUUAUUUUCCUAUUUGAUUUGUACAGUAUGAAGGAUAUGUAAAGCUUUGCUAAAAGUUAUGUGCAUUUGUAAACACUAUCGUGAUAUUUUCAAAUUGAUGUAAAUUUUACUGUGUUUUUGGCAACUGGCGACUGACAUUUAUGGAAGAGAAUCUUUUUCAUUAGGUUUAAUUUUUUUCUUGUCUCAACCUCCGCUUUUAUUUUAAAGGAUUAUAGAAAUCUGCAAAAUGUAUUUUAUAAAUAAGCACAUUUGUAAACUUCUGAACUUUAGUGAAAUAUUUAGUUUAUAAGCAACAUUUGGAGGUGUGUUUAUUGUUUACACUGUAGCUUGGAUGUACAAUUAUUAGGGGCUUCCGAACCCCCCCCAAUGCAACACUGCUAAGAGUGAAAUACAGUUUCUAGCUUUGUAAUUCAAGUUGUCAAAAGCAUCAACAAUGACUAUUACAUGAGGAAACUUUUAGUUCACAAUAUCAGUAAUAUGUUGUGCAAUUAGGCCUAUCAUGUCAAUUGGAUCAAAAUCUCGUGGUUUGUUAAACUAAGCAACUAAGCAUACAUACAUUUUGUGUGGGAACAACUUUGCAUAGAAAACAGGAGGGGGCACCGUGUUAGCGCAUAGGGUAGGGCACUUGCCUCAAACUUGACCAGCCUGGGUUUGAUCCCUAGCACCUCAUAAUAAUCUCUUAAGCCUCUCCAGAAGUCGUCUGUGAGUGCAGAGCCAAGAGUGUGUCCUGAACACCAUCAGGUGUGGCUCAAAAGAAACAAAAUUAAAACAGUAAUGUCUGAGAGCCCUAAUCAAAAGCCCCCAACUGGAUUUUGUCAUUAUUUACAGGUGUGAGUCAGGUGUUUAAAAUCUACUCAUCACUUGGAAGAACACUAAAAAUUAGUAAAGAAACUGAAAAUUGGGGGCCGGAGCGAUAGCACUGCGGGUAGGGCGUUUGCCUUGCACGCGGCUGGCCUGGGUUCAAUCCCCAGCAUCCCGUAAGGUCUCCCCAGCACGCCAGGAGUAAUUCCUGAGUGCAUGAGCCAGGAGUAACCCCUGUGCAUCGCCGGGUAUGACUCAAAAAGAAAAAAAAAAAAAACCCUAAAAAUUACUACUGGCCAAACCUUUUGCUAAGAAUUCCUGACAUUGAUCCCUUUUAACAAUCAUUUCCCAUUCUUGAAAAAAUUGCCAGAUAUAAUUUUUUUUUACUGGCUGUUCUACAGUAAUACAAACUGUAAAGACCAAACAAUAAAAAAUUGCCAGUAUGACCCCAGUUUUGCCAGCAGAUGUUGCCUUGGCAUUAUUUAGCAGAAGUUUUAUCUAUAAAGUUGAGGUCUUGAAUAUUGCUCAAUAAACUUAUCAUAAAACAAAACAGGCUGAUGCUUUUAAAUGUUUCAACUGCACCAGAAUACUGAGCUCUAAUUCCUGGUAAUCUUUGUUUUGUUUUUAAACUUCUAAAAAUGUUUUGUGCCUUUGGAAAGGUGGAUUUGGUGAUUUGGAGAUAAGUUGCUGCCUAACAUUGUCUGCUAAUGCUUAAAUAUGGAAAGAAGAUUGCUGGAUCAGCAGGGAGGAAACUUGAUUCUAGGUCAAACCUGUAAUACCCACCUUUUUCAGACUUUAAAAAACUACAUGUAAAGAGCAAACAAGAUUCACCUUUUCAUAGUCUUAAAAGGCACUUUGAAAUGCCCUUUUAAAAAACAAUUGCUUUUGGAAGUGGGGAAAUAUAUUACUAGGGUACAUUGAUAAUUACAUGGUACCUGUUAAACUUAGUUUAUCCAUUUUUUUCCCUUGUAUUGGAUUAGUAUGUGAGGUAUAUAAGAUGUAGAAGGGGAUAGAGGAAUAAAAAUAUUGAUGCUUAUUA
This is a messenger RNA of Sorex araneus (European shrew), 7468 nucleotides long. It is a transcript of the gene CPNE1, whose product is annotated as copine 1. Lineage: Eukaryota; Metazoa; Chordata; Mammalia; Eulipotyphla; Soricidae. Gene Ontology annotation, molecular function: calcium-dependent phospholipid binding; RNA binding. Gene Ontology annotation, cellular component: ribonucleoprotein complex; nucleoplasm; plasma membrane. Bases 315 to 3260 code for a protein of 981 amino acids. Gene Ontology annotation, biological process: positive regulation of tumor necrosis factor-mediated signaling pathway; cellular response to calcium ion; regulation of RNA splicing. The record is from RefSeq and is a predicted model, not a curated record. The transcript is spliced from 3 exons.